Prorocentrum cordatum is the source of this 837-nucleotide messenger RNA. The record is from the annotation of a GenBank genome assembly. Lineage: Eukaryota; Dinophyceae; Prorocentrales; Prorocentraceae.
AGGUGGCCACGGACCCCUUCAUCGGUACGCUGACCUUCUUCCGCAUCUACUCUGGGUCGAUCCAGUCCGGCGACACGAUGAUCAAUCCGCGCACGAAGCAGAAGGAGCGAUUCGGGCGCAUGGUGCUCAUGCACUCGAACACGCGCGAGGAGAUCAAGUCGGCUGCCGCGGGCGACAUCAUCGCGAUCGUCGGCCUCAAGGAUACGACCACAGGCGACACUUUGUGCGACCCGAAGGACCAGAUCGUGCUGGAGCGAAUGGAGUUCCCCGAGCCCGUUAUCAAGGUCGCGUGCGAGCCGAACACCACCAAGGACAACGACAAGAUGAUGGAGUCGCUGGCCAAGCUCGCCGCGGAGGAUCCGUCCUUCAGGUACAGCCGCGACGAGGACAGCAACCAGACAGUGAUCGAGGGCAUGGGUGAGCUCCACCUGGACAUCAUCGUCGAUCGCCUCAAGCGCGAGUUCAAGGUCGAGUGCUCGGUGGGCGCGCCGCAGGUGGCGUUCCGCGAGACGAUCACGAAACCCUUCGAGGGAUGGUACACGCACAAGAAGCAGUCGGGCGGGUCCGGGCAGUACGCCAAGAUCAAGGUCGUCUACGAGCCGAACCCGGGCGAGGGCUUUGAGUUCGACAACAAGUGCACAGGCUCAAUGUUGCCGCGGGAGUUCGUCGCGCCCGUCCUGAGGGGCACCGAGUCGGAGAUGCUGAACGGCAUCAAGGCCGGCUUCCCGGUGGUGGACGUGAAGACGACCAUCGUCGACGCCGCGACUCACCCCGUGGACUCCUCCACGAUCGCCUUCGAGGUUUGCGCCCGCAACAGCUGGAGGGAGGCGGGUGCCC